ACAGAGACAGGCUUUUAUUGGAGGGUUGUCGGCGAACGAAAUAACCGCUACUUCCCGUCACGAUCCUCUUAACAUCAUCAGAAUCCACCGGCAGGCAUGAUCGAAUGAUGGAGGUGAUCUCGACACGCCGUUACGAGGCUCGUCCACCGCCAGCGAGCCAUCCACCGAUCCUCAUCGACCCUGAGAAUUCCAUAGCCCUGGUCAAAGAAGAAGAAUGGGAGACCCGCAAGAAGAAGGAAAUAACAACCACCAGGCAAAUCGAGACCAGAGUGAAACGACAGGUUGUGCUCGAGGAUGGCGAGGUGGUCGUCGACUCCGGUCCCCUGGUUACCACGAACACCACCGAGGACAUCGAGCAACAGGAGCACACCACGCAAGAAAGGCGAACAACCGGUGACCAGCCGCAAGAGGUCGAAUGGCCGACAGGUGGAAGAGGAUCCGCGGACGACGGCAGCGUGGUGCAAAAAGAAUCAAACGAGACGGUGGUGAAGAGCCGGGAGGAGAUCGAGGAGAGGCUGGAGACGGAGGAUCGUCAACAGCUGGGUGAUAUCUCGGACGAGGCGUACCAGACGGCGGUGAGAAACAAUCGGGGCGAUCUGAGAGCUGCUCUGGCUGAGUCCUGCACCCAGUUGACAGCGCAAACUGGUCCCAGGGUCGUACAGCACACGACCAAGUCGAACAAGGUGAUCGACACGGAAAAGACCUUGGAAAAGAAAGAGCUGAAACCGGAUGGACUGAUUGUCACCGAGAGGAAACGUACCGUGGAACACGAGGAGAUAAAAGACGACGAAGUACCCGAUGACGAUGGAAGCGAUCUGAACGACGACGACGCGACCGAGGAGCGUAAAGAAAGCUCCCACAGGUUCGUGAAGAAACGUGACGAGGACGUGGUCGAUUAUAUAUCGGGCGGCGAGAGGGUCGGUCGAGAGAUGCGUUACGUCGCGGAGACGACCGAGGGAGAACGUAUCGGCGAUUGGACACCGUCACCAACCGCCAUGAGAACCACACGUUUCCAUAAACGUUCCUCCGGAUUCCCGGUGGAGGGUUUCCCGUCGCGAAAAGACGUGAUCACGAAGAAACCGUUGGAUUUAGAGGAGGAGGACGAAGCGAGAAAGUUUGAGACCUCCAAGUGGUUGGAGAGCCAUUUCGGUAGCGAAUCCCGAUCGUCUCAUGGUUCCGUAGAUGCUGACGAUUCACUCAUACCGACCAGCACCAAUACCAGUUACAUCAACGUCACCAUGAAGUCUUGUCCUCCGAAGGAUUGUGAUUACCAAAAUCUGAACGCCAAUAGACACCAGAGACGGAGCAACGGUAGAGACUCAACGUCGCCCUCCGGGUAUUUCCACGGGAUAAGCGAGUGGUCAGAAAGAUAUCAGGGAAGAGAAAGGCAAAACCACGCGAGAACGAGCUCUCCGUCGCAAUACGUCGAAAUCAUCCACACGAACGGACACGGCCACGAUCAUCCAAGGAGUCAAGCGCAAGAAUCCACGUACUCGAAAACAUGCGAAUCGGUUCAUCAUCGUGAGCAUCUAGAAUCGGUUAACGGACGGCACCGUACCCCUUCUCCGCCUGUUAGAAGACGAUCUAAGGAACAGUGGUCCACGAGAUCCGAGGGACGAACAAGCGCGAAGGAUUCCACCCCGGCUAGAACCGCUAGUCCGAUUCAUGUUGUGCAAAGAACCUGGGAGAAUCGUAGUCGAGACAUCCCCGAACAAGCAGCGGCCGAUCCAGAGACUCGAAACAAAUUUGUCUCGAGAUCGAGAUCAACCUCGCCCCUGCCAGAGACAACUCUAAGAAACAAUAAGAAAUCCAGCGAAUCACCGAGUUCGGCUCGCCCGAUGAAAAGCUCAGGACACUCGAAGUACAAAAUCGGCGAGUCCUUCAGAAAACUUGUGGGCAAACUCCGUUCCGCCAGCACCGAAAGAAAGAACAAACGCGCCAGCGGCAGCUCUACCUCACAGCUGACCCAAACCGACGACAACGGGCCGACUUAUUUACAGUACAACGUGAUAGACAAGAAUAUUCCUUUGGUGAACGAAAGGCACGUCGAGGAGAAGCCUCCAGAACGACCGGCCAGAUCAUCGAGAAACGCCGUCACGAACAAUAAUACCAACAAGGUCGUGAAGAGCCAAAGGACCAAUGAUCAUGUUGUUCAGGAGCAAUGGCAGAGAAGCGAGUCGACGACACCUCUGCAGAGGUAUUACCUGGGUGAGGAUCCAUUCGGGGGAAGCAUCUACGGACGCGAGAAAGGGUACAGAGACGGAAGACGGUCGGGAAAGCCCCGCAAUAGAGCCAUCACUGAGACAGAGUACAGCGUCGCCUCCAGUUCCCUAGGCAGGUUUAGCAAGUCAACCAGUCGAUUGGCCAACGACCACGAGAGAGACGACCACUUGAGGAGCACGCAAACAUUGCCCAGGAACCUGCACUCCGCUGGACAGAAGGCUGGUAGAUUGAGCAACCAUCAGGUGAUGUCGAGACACCAGCAGUCGGUACCCGGCACGGUUAAACAGGGCGUGCACUACACCACGGUCCCAUCGACGUCCAGCCAGUCCCGUCAGUAUGGAAGUAUGAUCAAUAUAUCCAUUAAGAACACGGUCAUGCCAUCGAAAGUCCCUGCGAACAACAACAACGUCCAAGCCCCCCCAGCGAAACCGGAAAGGACAUACACAUCGUCGCUGUCGCGCAGCAAGAGCUUCAAUAUCGAAGCCGCUCGAAACGGAGCGGACACACCACCGUCGAGGAUACCUUACACGUCUAAUUUACAGUUGAAUCGUUUGGACGAGACUCCGCCGUUAAAGAGCCCCGGUAUAUUAGCCAGCAUCGGCCGUAGUAAUAGGGAUUUAUUGAAGGACAGUAGAUACAAGUAUUGAGUCGCGAUCGGGAUUGAACUGUUUGAGAAGCUGUUAGAUGUUAGGUACACAGUGGAUUCUUGAUACACGUAUAUUACUAAAAGUUGGCGGAAUCGGUAACAUAUCGAGAGCUACCUCCAUGUUCUGCCUGGUUCUGCCGUCGUAGCCUCGACC
Molecule: messenger RNA, 3023 nt
Organism: Dufourea novaeangliae
Lineage: Eukaryota; Metazoa; Arthropoda; Insecta; Hymenoptera; Halictidae
Gene: chas
Exons: 11
Coding region: 105-2870 (921 amino acids)
Source: RefSeq, a predicted model, not a curated record